Molecule: messenger RNA, 1972 nt
Organism: Cuscuta europaea
Lineage: Eukaryota; Viridiplantae; Streptophyta; Magnoliopsida; Solanales; Convolvulaceae
Source: the annotation of a GenBank genome assembly
UACAAUUUAAUUAAUUAUUUUGCUUUAUUCCAUCAUACUUUCAAAACAAAAUUAGUGAGUUUUUAACUCAAUUGCAAACAAAUAAUGGUUUUUAUAUUACCGCACAGGCUCUAAAUUUGGGAUACAAAAACAAAUGCAGUAACAAAGUGAACGAAAUCGGAAGAGAGAGCAGACGACCAAAUUCAUGUGUUUUUCAGUUUCCCCUGAAUUGGGUCUCAACAAAUUUCUAAAAAGGCAUUUAUAAUAUCUUUUGCGGGGAGCUGUUUAAUCAUAGGAGUUGGGUCUACAUUUUCCUCCCUUUUGAUUAACCUUCUUUGUGAUUUCACCGCCCUUUACUUUCUGCUGAUUAAAUAAUCAAACAUUAAAAAGAAAUGGCAGAUGACCAAUUAUCCUUCCUCCUCCAUGGGAAACAUCCAUCAUUGCUUCCAACAGUUCUUUUUCAAAACCGCUAUAGAAAUCCUUCUGAGAGUUCUCCAUUUUAUACUCGACUAUUUUCCCAUUCUCCAGCUGCACAGAUUUGCUUCUUUCUUCUGUCUCCAUAGCCAUGGAUGCUUCCUCUUCUGCAAAUACGGUCAACGGGUUCUACUCAUUCAUGAACAGGGGCAUUGACGAUCUGGAGAGGGUUUUUCUCUCCACCAAUUUCAUGUCAAUCCAGUUCCUGCAAAGGGUAUUGGCCCUCUUGAGAUCUUUCCACUCCCAGCUCACUGUUCUUGUCCAGAAGCUUCACCUGCCUGUGGGUGAGAAGUGGCUGGAUGAGUAUAUGGAUGAAAGCUCCAAGCUUUGGGAAGUUUGCCAUGUCAUCAAGUCCGCCAUUUCUGGUAUUGAGAACUACUGCUCUGCUGCUUUUAAUGUCACUUCUUCCCUUGACAGCAAUCAUCAUCUCAACCCGCAGUUGUCACGUCAGGUGAUGAGAGCAAUAUCAGGAUGCAGAAGAGAGGCAGCAGGACUUGAGGAAGAAAACAGGGGUUUGAUGGAGACAAGAAUAGAGCCACUCUCUUCUCUUCUGAGGUUUGACGGCGUGGUGUCAAUGGAGUCAAAGCUGAAUGGGUUUAACGGCUUCAGGGGAGUUUUGUACGCCAUGAGGAAUGUCAGUUCCCUCCUACUCAUCAUUUUGCUCUACGGGUUCGUCCAUUUUCCCCCCGAAUCAACCGCCUUCCCCGCCUCCUCCUACUAUGAAGCAGGAGGAGGCGGAGGGCGGUUGUUCUUUGGAUCAGCCUCAAGAUUGCACCGGACAGUGGCUGAUGGGAUCGGACAGGCUGGCGGAAGCCGGCCGGGUGUUCUGCUCUUUGACUUUAAGAGAUGCCAGGCAGUCAUGGAUGACCUGAAGGUUGAGCUGGAGAGGAGGAGAGGGUUGAUGAAUGUGGGAGGGGAUGAUAUAAGGGAAAAAGUUGAGAGCUUGAAGGAUUGCUUUAGUGUGCUGAGAUCUGGCAUUGAGAAUAUUACUCUUCAGCUUGACGAUUUCUUUGAUGAAAUUGUCGAGGGUAGGAAGAUGCUCUUGGAUUUGUGUAGCCAUCGCUAAUCAUAUAGGGGAGCAAUUAAGUAAGAUACAAAUAUCAAAUAUCCAUCAACAAGGCAAAUAAACACGUAGUAUGUAUUCUCUAGUGUUUUGUUUUGCUUUGUUAUUGUUGUCAGCGCUUUCCGAGUCCCGACCCUAUCAGGUUGAGUUCCUUCAAAAAGUUGAAUCCUCAAUCUCAAGGGUACUCCACCCUGACCAGACUGAACGUAUGAGAGGUUGUACCUGUGCACAAAGUUGUAACCUCCACACGACUGCCGUUAGUUUUUAUCGUUGGUCACUUCUCUAACUUUUCCACCAUUCGACCAACUGAGCUACCCAUGCAGGCGGCCUUAUCAGAUAGAGCUAGUGAUUGAACAAGACUGUGUGUUACCCUAGGUUGAAAUUUAGAGUGAAUUAUUUUUUUGUAAGAGAAACUAUCGCUAAAAACGUUUGUGCGGUUCAAAUACUACUAUCAUU